Messenger RNA from Cornus florida, 1701 nucleotides. Its product is annotated as UDP-glycosyltransferase 92A1-like. The record is from RefSeq and is a predicted model, not a curated record. Gene Ontology annotation, molecular function: UDP-glycosyltransferase activity. The coding region runs from base 98 to 1633 and encodes 511 amino acids. The transcript has a single exon. NCBI's taxonomy places the organism in Eukaryota, Viridiplantae, Streptophyta, Magnoliopsida, Cornales, Cornaceae.
UCUUUUGUCCCAAACUCCCAACCCUUCCCUUAUAAAUAUCACACCAAAAAAACAGCAGCCUCACAAUUCACUCAGACCCAAACAAACAAACCAAAAAAUGGGCGGCUCUCAAGAACACAUAGUGAUGUUACCUUUCAUGGCACAAGGCCAUCUCAUCCCAUUCUUGGCUCUGGCAAAGCAGAUCCAUCAAAGGACAGGCUUCACAAUCACCAUAGCCAACACACCUCUCAACAUCAAAUACCUCCAUUCCACCAUCUCCAAAGACCCAUCAACAGCCUCCUCACUCUCCCAAUCCCAAAUCCGCCUCGUCUCACUCCCAUUCAGCAGCUCCGACCACGGCUUGCCGCCCAACACCGAGAACACGGAGGCCUUGCCCCUGCACCAGAUCGUGAAUUUGUUUCAAUCUUCGUCAUCCCUCGAAUCGCCUGUCCGAGAACUCGUCUCGGACAUAGCCGAAAAGGAAGGCCGGCCUCCGCUCUGUAUAGUGUCGGAUGUGUUUUUCGGGUGGGCUAAUACGGUAGCGAACAGUCUCGGGAUUGUCAAUGUUAGUUUCAGCACUGGUGGUGCGUAUGGCACUGCGGCCUAUGUUUCCCUGUGGCAGAACCUCCCGCACCGGUUGUCUGACGCCGACGAGUUUCGGUUGCCAGGUUUUCCGGAUUCGUGCCGGUUCCAUGUGUCCCAGCUUCACCAGUUCCUGAGAGCUGCUGAUGGUACUGAUCCAUGGUCUCGGUUUUUUCAGCCACAGAUUGAGCUUUCUUUAGGCUCGUGUGGGUGGUUGUGCAAUGCGGUUGAGGAAAUCGAGCCUUCGGGUUUGGAAAUUCUUAGGAAGUAUGUAAAACUUCCUGUUUGGACAAUUGGUCCUCUUCUGCCUCAAUCCAUGCUCAACCCUUCGUUGUCGAAUUCGAACGUCUCUCAUCAACGUACAGGCAGAGAGCCUGGACUGUCUCCGGAGAAAUGUCUCGAGUGGCUCGAUUCUCACGAAGAACACUCUGUUCUUUACAUUUCAUUCGGGUCCCAGAACACCAUUUCUGCUACCCAGAUGAUGGAAUUGGCUAAGGGUUUGGAAGAUAGUGGCACGGCAUUCAUAUGGGUCAUUAGGUCUCCUGUUGGAUUCAACUUGAAAGGGGAAUUCAGAGCUGAGUGGCUGCCGGAAGGGUUCGAAGCACGGGCCGCGGAGAGCAGACGGGGGUUGUUGGUGCACAAAUGGGCGCCUCAGUUGGAGAUUUUGGCCCACGAAUCGACCGGGGUGUUUCUCAGCCACUGUGGGUGGAAUUCGGUGCUGGAGAGCUUGAGCCAAGGCGUGCCGAUGAUAGGGUGGCCGUUGGCGGCCGAGCAGGCCUAUAAUUCUAAGAUGCUGAUGGAGGAUGUGGGAGUGUGUGUGGAGCUGACUAGAGGAGUGCACAGUAGUAUUGUGAAGGAGGAGGUGAAGAAAGUGAUAGAAACAGUGAUGGACAAGAAGGGGAAAGGAAAGGAAAUGAAGAGAAAGGCAGUUGAGGUUAAAGAGUUGAUAAGAUUAGCAAUGAGAGAGGAGGGAGGUCAUAAGGGGUCUUCUCUUCAAGCAAUGGAUGAUUUUAUAGCUACCAUUCUCUCCAAGAGAGAAGAGCUACAAUCAUUUAGUUCAAAAUCAGAUUAGGACUAUUUGUCUAUGUUUCAUCCUCAUUUCCUCAGUGAAUAAAACAAUUAUACUUAUAUUUUAAUUUA